Didymodactylos carnosus is the source of this 240-nucleotide messenger RNA. The record is from the annotation of a GenBank genome assembly. Lineage: Eukaryota; Metazoa; Rotifera; Eurotatoria; Philodinida; Philodinidae.
AUGCAUACUCCUACAAGAAAAAAAGAACAACAACAACCUAUACCAGUAACACAGUUGAAUGAUAUUACACCAAAAGUUAAAAAUGAUGAGGAGAAAAGUGCUAAUCGUAGUCCAUGGAGACAACGAUUUCAAAUGUUUUUAUCAAAUAAAAAUGUCAGUCCAAAUAAAUCAAUUAUAGACAAGUUAGGACAUUUUUCAUCAAUUGAUUUAGUCAGGGAUAAAGAUCAUAAUGAAGUAUAG